This is a messenger RNA of Scomber japonicus (chub mackerel), 1218 nucleotides long. RefSeq lists its product as uncharacterized. NCBI's taxonomy places the organism in Eukaryota, Metazoa, Chordata, Actinopteri, Scombriformes, Scombridae. The record is from RefSeq and is a predicted model, not a curated record. The transcript has 6 exons. Gene Ontology annotation, molecular function: protein binding. The coding region runs from base 1 to 1170 and encodes 389 amino acids.
AUGGUGACAGAGAUCAGAGGUGAACUGAAUGAUAGUUCUCUAGUGGAGGAGAUCCAACAGUCCCUGAGAUCAGGAAGUCUCUCCACAGAUAAACUGUCUCCUGCUCAGUGGUCAGCUCUGGUCUUCAUCUUACUGUCAUCAGAAAAAGAUCUGGAUGUGUUUGACCUGAAGAAAUACUCUGCUUCAGAGGAGGUUCUUCUGAGGCUGCUCCCAGUGGUCAAAGCCUCCAGCAAAGCUCUGUUGAGUGGCUGUAACCUCUCAGAGAGAAGCUGUGCACCUCUGUCCUCAGUUCUCAGCUCCCAGUCCUCUAGUCUGAGAGAUCUGGACCUGAGUAACAACGACCUGCAGAAUUCAGGAGUGAAGCAGCUUUCUGUUGGACUGGAGAGUCCACACUGUGGACUGGAAACUCUCAGUCUGUCAGGAUGUCUGAUCACAGAGGAAGGCUGUGCUUCUCUGGCCUCAGCUCUGAGUGCCAACCCCUCCCAUCUGAGAGAGCUGGACCUGAGCUACAAUCAUCCAGGAGACUCAGGAGAGAAGCUUCUGUCUGCUGGACUGGAGAAUCCACACUGGAGACUGGACACUCUCAGAAUGGAGCAUGGUGGACUGCAGAGACUGAAACCUGGUGUGAGGAAGUAUGCCUGUGAACUGGAACUGGAUCCAAACACAAUGAACAGAAAACUCAAACUGUCUGAUAACAACAGGAAGGUGACACAUGUGGAGGAGGAUCAGUCAUAUCCUGAUCAUCCAGACAGAUUUGACUCCUGGUCUCAGCUGCUGUGUAGAAAUGAUCUGACUGGUCGCUGUUACUGGGAGGUCGAGUGGAGAGGAAGAGUCUCUAUAUCAGUGAGUUACAGAAGAAUCAGCAGGAAAGGAGGCAAUUCUGACUGUUGGUUUGGAGGGAAUGAUCAGUCCUGGAGUCUGUGGUGCUCUGAUUAUUAUGGUUACUCUGUCCGUCACAAUAACAGAGAAACACCCAUCUCCUCCUCCUCCUCCUCCUCCGUCUCUAACAGAGUAGCAGUGUAUGUAGACUGUCCUGCUGGCACUCUGUCCUUCUACAGAGUCUCCUCUGACACACUGAUCCACCUCCACACCUUCAACACCACAUUCACUGAACCUCUGUAUGCUGGGUUUUGGGUCUGUCCUGGUUCAGUCUCUCUGUGUCCUCUGUAGGAGAGAGAGUCUCUCUGGUUCCUCUGUAGGAGGGAGAGUCUCUCUGGU